UCCUAUGGCACGGAUGACGAGGGCCAGCCGUAAAGACAGAGAUUGCGAUCGGAAAGAGAAACACUCCACCCUGCUUAGUACGGUUUGGACCUGUGCUUGAAGUGAGGUAGGACUUACAGAAGGUGCAGAUCCGUACCUGAGGGCGAAACACCUGGGCAGCCAACCCAACACUCACCUGGAUAUAUAGUGCAUAGAAUGUAGCUGUGGUCUUCUGCAUACUCUACAAGUCAUACCACCAUGGGAGAAGUCCAAAAGGGCUUGUUUUCCGUCAUUGAGAAGCUAAAAGGCACAACAGAACAGGAGCUGCGGAUAGUUCUUCUUGGUCUAGAUAAUGCAGGGAAGACCACCUUAUUGAAACAACUCGCCUCUGAAGAUGUCAACACCAUCACCCCAACUCAGGGAUUCAAUAUUAAGAGUGUAACGUGCCAUGGUAUGAAACUGAACGUGUGGGACAUCGGUGGACAGAGGAAGAUUCGCCCCUUCUGGAAAAAAUAUCUGGAAAACACUGAUUUGUUGAUCUACGUCAUUGACAGUGCCGACAAGAAGAGGUUCGAAGAAACAGGCUUGGAGCUUUCCGAGCUGAUUGAUGAGGAGAAUCUGAAGGGCGUUCCGGUGCUCAUCUUUGCCAAUAAGCAAGAUCUGGCAACGGCGUCCCCAGCAAGUGAGAUCGCAGAGGGGCUUAACCUGCACACAUACAGAGACCGAGAGUGGCAGAUCCAGGCCUGCUCAGCUGUGUCUGGAGAGGGAGUACAGGAUGGAAUGAACUGGAUCAGCAACAACAUUGUAAAUAAGAAGAAAUGAAGCUGCUUGUGAAUUUCCGUCAUUUUCUACACAAUGAAAAGGCUCUGUCGGAUCUUUCAGUAUAAAAAUAGCCCUGAUAAAAAUCACGUACGACAGAUUUCAGCAGCCAAUCGCUUUUUGUAACAUUUUGUAACAGUUCUGUGAAAUGAAAGGGCAUGUCUAAACAAUCAGCAUCAAGCAGCCUUCUGCUGUUCAACAUUCAUUCUCCAACCAACUCAUCAGAGCCUAUUAUCAGAAAAAAAAAAGAGAAAGAAAGGGGUGCUUCUCUCAUUCUGACCAAAUAAGCUUGCUUAUGAUUUGUCUCUGGCAGUAUCUCGUGACCUUACAGAUGGUUUUGAAAUGUUUCAUUUGACAGCAAAUGAUGCUAAAACUGCCUAAAACGAGUCAUGUCUUCCCAGGAGCAUUUAUAGAGGUUUUAGCUUGAAAGUUUUUUUUUUUUUUUUUUUUUUUUUAGCUUUUUUAGCCAGUUUGAAGCCAUGAAGUGGUGGAACCAUCUUAAAAAAGCUCUAUUUCUGGAGUUUUACGCUCAGGAGACUGGGUUCUGAUUUACCAGCGUUUCUGUGUUCGGCUGGCUUAUUUAGUAUAAAUGAUAGACUGAUGUGUGCAUCGUUUGUGUCACUGUGUGAAUCAAUAUUGUGACAUUAACAUUUUCUUUAGUUCUUUACAUUUAAA
Astyanax mexicanus (Mexican tetra) is the source of this 1473-nucleotide messenger RNA. RefSeq names its product ADP ribosylation factor like GTPase 3, like 1 (gene arl3l1). The transcript has 6 exons. Gene Ontology annotation, biological process: cilium assembly. NCBI's taxonomy places the organism in Eukaryota, Metazoa, Chordata, Actinopteri, Characiformes, Acestrorhamphidae. The coding region runs from base 238 to 801 and encodes 187 amino acids. The record is from RefSeq and is a predicted model, not a curated record. Gene Ontology annotation, cellular component: cytoplasm; microtubule cytoskeleton. Gene Ontology annotation, molecular function: GTPase activity; GTP binding.